Nothobranchius furzeri (turquoise killifish) is the source of this 3894-nucleotide messenger RNA. RefSeq names its product isthmin 1 (gene ism1). The record is from RefSeq and is a predicted model, not a curated record. Gene Ontology annotation, biological process: negative regulation of angiogenesis. Lineage: Eukaryota; Metazoa; Chordata; Actinopteri; Cyprinodontiformes; Nothobranchiidae.
UAUUGGAAUGGCAUGUGGCUGCCAUUCUGAAGGGGGAUCCUCUGCUACGCCUUUGAUGUCCACCACUGGGUCCGUUGUCGCUCCUCUCUGUUUUCCAUUUAGACAGAGAUUGUUCUACUCGGGGAAGGGAGGUUGGAGGGAAGCAGAUAAAGGGCAGAGUUGCAUUGGUUUGGACUGCUGUACUCUGAGUACUUACCAUUUAAUGAAGGAGACCAAACUGGUACAUUUUAUAAGAAUUUAUGUCUUUGCCUCAUCAUACUGGACCACCAUGUUGGGAGUAAAAGUUUGGUUUUAAGAAUUAUUUUCCUAAAACAAGCUGUUUCAAAACGUCUCCCUAUUGUGAUGUCAUAGACAGGGAAAUUAGAAUAGAACCAACCCUCUCAUGUGCAAGAGAGACCUGGUGCUGGAGGAGCAGUGGCUCUACUAUGAGCUCCACCUAGAUAUCGGAGCUUCUCAGCUUAUAGCAGCCUGAGCGGUGGAUGGCUGGGCGUUGCCAGCUCCAGCUAUUUUUUUUAAGUUACAAAGCCCCGAAACAGCUCAUUCUGGAAGGUACUGAAAAUUUCAAGAAUGAAACUGUUGAGAUUUGUGAUUGUGAGAAGGGUUUAGUGCAAAUAACUUAAUACACAUGUUUUGUAUUGACCAUAUGACUGUUAUAACUUAGGGAAAAGGAUCGUAAUACACCUCCCUUUAAGGAAAGAUUGUGCUGCUGCUGAUUCCCAGUGUGGCUCCCAAGGAAUUAUUCAGCUGAUAUUUAACAAUUUAAAACUUCAAGAACUUUUAUUUUCUUCCAUUUCAGUCACAUGAGCAGAAAGUACGUUAUCUUUUGGUAGAAUUUGGGGAGCUUUGGUCUUCUGGGAGGGAGGAAAGAGUUAAUCAGAGGGGAUGGCGCGCGCGCAGGGGCGUUUGGUAUAAAACCAGCUCAGGACGCCAACAACACCAGCGUGCGACCAAGUCCUCGUGAAGCGGGUCUCUCGUUGGAAGCGUCCCUCUGGACUCAGAACCAACACUUGGAAGAUCUGAUGCGUGCGUUUCCUGGUUCGGGUUAACACCCCAACAGUCGCCGGAUCAUGCGCUGGAUCAUUACGCGCAGAGUGCGGACAACGCCAGAAGUGCGCAAACGCUGAUGAGGCAAAGGUGAUGAAACCUGUGGCAUGAUGAGGCUGCGAAUGCGGCGGGGACACCAGCUGCAAGUUUCCUGAGCGUGGAGAUUCGUGAGGGAGCGCGCAACAGAAGUGGAUCGGCCCAGCUCAGAUUUACACUUAUGACUGAUUAAUUAAAGGAGAUCACGUUAAAAUAAAACUUAUUUCACUUAGAAAUACAUAAAUCCAGUGUUUUAAAAACCCAAACCCCUCACCCCCUUUUUUUAUCCGUUUCCCCUCAUUUUUUGCUGCUCUGAUUCCCGAAGUGGCUCCUAAGGGGUGUUGCGGCUCCUCGUCCCCGGCGGAUCCAGAGAUCGGAGCCUCUGCACCGGGAGGGGGCGGAGUCGGCGCUCCGGCCACACCGCCAGCUCCUAAGAGCGGCCGCGUCAAGAGGAUGGUGCGCCUGGCGGCAGAGCUGCUGCUGCUUCUGGGACUCCUGCUGCUCACCCUGCACAUCACGGUGCUGCGCAGCAAUCCGCUGCCUCAAGGGAAUGUUACUGUGAGCCUGGAUCAGGACACCGCACACCAAGAGAAACCUCUAAAUGCAAGAAGCGGCUCUUCUGCACAGCUGGUUCUUGAAGACAGGAAGUCCGGUCCCGAGCACCAGCGAACCCGUCAGCCUGCAUCCCUUCCCUGGGCGCAGGGCAGCAACGUGCCCAGGGAUGGCCCUGGAGCGUUCCUCUUGGACCUGCAGAACUUCCCGGACCUCUCCAAGGCAGACAUAGAUGGACAGAACCCCAACAUACAGGUGACCAUUGAAGUGGUGGACGGGCUCGAGGGCCACGAGCCUGAGAAAGGCCUCCGUAAGGAAACAAAGCCCAGCUGGGCCUCUCCCAACUGGGGAAACUGGUGGCCUUCCUCCUCCUCCGUUUCAUCUCCUCAUCAAACAGAGGAGCACGAUGGCUCAUACAGGAGCAAAACAGAGAACAGCAACUUCCUGCGGCCACCAGCCGACUGGGACAGGAGGGGAGGCAAAGCUCAAGCGGAAUAUGACUAUAUCGAUGGAGAAGGGGACUGGAGUAACUGGUCAGCCUGCAGUGUCACCUGUGGAAACGGCAACCAGAAGAGAACCAGGUCUUGCGGUUAUGCCUGUACAGCCACAGAGUCCAGAACCUGUGACAUGCCCAACUGUCCAGGUGUUGAAGAUGCCUUCAAGACAGCAACUACUGAAGUGAGCCUAUUGGCUGGAAAAAAUGAGUUCAAUGCCACAGAACUCUUUGGGGUUGACACAGACAGCUGUGAGCGUUGGAUGAACUGCAAGAGUGACUUCUUGAAGAAGUACAUGGCCAAGGUGGCAAACGACCUCCCCAGCUGCCCGUGCUCUUACCCAACCGAGGUGGCAUACAGCCCAGCAGAGGUUCACGACGCUCCGACACGUCGAGAUUUCCGCUGGAAAGAUGCGAGCGGACCAAAAGAGAAACUGGAGAUCUACAAGCCCACUGCUCGCUACUGCAUCCGAUCCAUGCUCACCUUUGAGUCCACCACACUGGCCGCGCAACACUGCUGCUACGACGACAGCAUGAAAGUCAUCACGCGCGGAAAAGGUGCCGGCACGCCCAACCUCAUCAGCACAGAGUUCUCCGCCGACCUGCAUUAUAAGGUGGACAUCUUGCCUUGGAUCAUCUGUAAAGGAGACUGGAGUCGCUACAACCAAGCCAGGCCGCCCAACAACGAGCAGAAGUGCACGGAAAAUCCCCAGGAUGAAGACUACUACAAACAGUUUGAGGAGGCAAGGGAAUUCUAGCGUGCCGCAAAAACAAAAAGACAAAAUCAGUCGGAGUAAAGCUCAAGUGGAGCUUUUCUUGUCAUUGUAUUCUCUUUUGGGUCUAGACCUUGAAAAUUCUACGACAAAUCUUGCUGCAAAGUGUAGCUGUGUGUGUGUGUGUGUGUGUGUGUGUGUGUGUGUGUGUGUGUGUGUGUAAAUUCACUAAAGGGAGGAACUUGUGCAUACUGUUAAAAGGGAAUAUUCAAUUCAAGUUCAAUUCAAGUUUAUUUAUAUAGCGCCAAAUCACGACAAGAGUCGUCUCAAGGCACUUCACAUAAUAAACAUUCCAAUUCAGGUCAGUUCAUUAAGCCAAUCAGAAAUAUAGUUUCCUAUAAAAGAAACCCAGCAAAUUGCAUCAAGUCACUGACUAGUGUCAGUGACUAUACAGCAAUCCUCAUACCAAGCAAGCAUAAAGCGACAGUGGAGAGGAAAACUCCCUUUUAACAGGAAGAAACCUCCAGAGCAUCCUGGCUCAGUAUAAGCAGCCAUCCUCUACGACUCACUGGGGAUAUCUGUUGUAGAAAUGUCCAUUCUGAUAGAUUUGAUGGGUUUAGUUUGACCCCCACCCACGUAUUGUGUUGAAGAGAAGGGGAAAGCCAGAAAACAGGGUUGCAGAUUUAUUUUUGUAAUUUUAUCAAUGACAAUAUUCAGGUUUCCAUUUAAACUUGUGGGUAUGUUUAUUUAGCAUGCACAUGUUUUAUUUACCUCUGUAAUUCAGCUGCAUCAUUUCUGUUCGUGAGGCAGUUCUUUGUUGUAAAAAAAAAGCCAGCGUUAUUUUUGUAAAGUAUUUAUUAAGCCAUAGCCGAGUUUAGGUGGGAUGUGUAAGACUGUGGUUCCUUAUUCGCUCGUGGAGGAACGUCUCAAUUUCAUCCUUUGAGCCUUUCUCUCAAGAGAGGAUUAAACCUCAACGGAGUGUAAAGAAUGUGUGAAUUCAACGUUAAGGAAACUUGUUUUUGAGCUAUAAUUCUAUUAAUAAAUGUUUUAAAGUCA